AUGACGUCGCACCUGUGGGUCAUCGGGGUGUCGCUGUCGCUCACCGCCACGCUCUUCGGCACGCUGGGCAAGGUGCUGCUCAAGUUGGCGCACACGUCGUCGCAGGCGCUGUCGGUCAAGGCUGCGGCGACCGUGUGCGUGUUCCUACUGAACCCGGUGUUCGACGCCAUGAGCUACGCGUAUGCUGCACAGUCCAUUUUGGCUCCCAUGGCCGGCUUCAGCGUGGUGUGGAACAUCGUACUGUCACCUUAUCUGCUGAACGAGAAGCUGUCCACGCAUGACUUGAGAGGUUCGGCGGUCAUCCUGCUCGGCUGCAUGCUCGUGGGCAUUUCGGGGAGUCACGACACGCCGACACACCACAGUGCCGAACUGUUUGCACUCUUCCAGAGCAACAUCUUCAUCGAGUAUGCCAUCUUUGCCGUGUGCACGGCAGUAGUGUUGGUGUGGAUGAUCUGCAGCUAUGAGAAGAAGAGCGGAUGGAGGAGGUUUGCAUUUGGCGCGCUUUCCGGGCUCAUUGGCGGCAAUCUCUUCUUCUUGAAGGCCUCAGUUGAGCUGCUCGCGGAAGGUGGCGGCAUCUGGACCAACCCCGAGACGUAUGCCAUUUUCGUGAGUGCACUGUCAACGGCAGGAGGCGGCAUUUACGUUCUGGAUCUUGGUCUGCGCGAGUACGAUGCGCUUUACCUGGUGGCAAUCUACCAGGCCUUCCUCAUCCUGAUCGGCUCCGUGUCGGGAGUGAUCUUUUUCCACGAGAUUUCAGGCAUGAACUCCUGGUGGCAAUUGGUUGUCUACCCAAUGAGCAUCGUCACAACGGUGGGCGGCAUCAUUGUCUUGUCAGAGAAGCACACCGAGCACUGCGACGCCUCAAUCAGUGGCGCGAUCAACGGAGCCAAGCAAGGUGAAAUCUCACCGCUUAUUAUCUCGCAGAACGGAGUCAAGAACGGCUUCAAGCACGGCUCCCUAGAGGCUGUUUAA
Molecule: messenger RNA, 972 nt
Organism: Phytophthora sojae
Lineage: Eukaryota; Oomycota; Peronosporomycetes; Peronosporales; Peronosporaceae
Exons: 4
Coding region: 1-972 (323 amino acids)
Biological process (GO): magnesium ion transport
Cellular component (GO): membrane
Molecular function (GO): magnesium ion transmembrane transporter activity
Source: RefSeq, a predicted model, not a curated record